AUGCGGCAGCACAGAGAGGAUGUCGGUCGGAUCGACGGACACGGAACUGCCAACGAACGGCAGGGAGGGAGGAAGGAGCGAAUGGCGAGGUCGAACGGCGGGCUGAGCUGGUCCGAGCAGUGGGGCGGAUCGCGCAGCAGUGAUGGCGUCGGCGCUGGCGGCAAUGCCGGCGGCGGGCAAUUCGGAUCGUCGGGGCCCAAGAAAUCCUCCUCCAAGAGCGGCGGCGGGAAGAAGAUCGAGGACGCCAUGGCCAAGGCCAAGGUGGUAGCGUCGGCCGGGGCGGAGAAGGCGCGCGUCGCGGCUGGGAUUGGGGCUUCCAAGGCCAAGAUUGGAGCGCUUAAGGUGAAAUCCGGGGCCGUGACAGGGUUUAAGUGGGUCAAGGAGCAGUACAGCAAGAGGACGACGAAGAAGUAA
Selaginella moellendorffii is the source of this 414-nucleotide messenger RNA. Its product is annotated as serine, glycine and glutamine-rich protein-like. The transcript is spliced from 2 exons. NCBI's taxonomy places the organism in Eukaryota, Viridiplantae, Streptophyta, Lycopodiopsida, Selaginellales, Selaginellaceae. The record is from RefSeq and is a predicted model, not a curated record. The coding region runs from base 1 to 414 and encodes 137 amino acids.